Messenger RNA from Naumovozyma dairenensis CBS 421, 1512 nucleotides. RefSeq names its product protein kinase subunit beta. The coding region runs from base 1 to 1512 and encodes 503 amino acids. NCBI's taxonomy places the organism in Eukaryota, Fungi, Ascomycota, Saccharomycetes, Saccharomycetales, Saccharomycetaceae. The transcript has a single exon. Gene Ontology annotation, molecular function: protein kinase binding. Gene Ontology annotation, cellular component: cytoplasm; nucleotide-activated protein kinase complex; nucleus. Gene Ontology annotation, biological process: signal transduction. The record is from RefSeq and is a predicted model, not a curated record.
AUGUCAGAAAAUAUUAUCAACGAAAAUGGAAAAGAUUUAUCAAUGUUAGAUAUUAAUGACGCUAACACUGGAGUGAAUGACGACACUUCUAAUUUGACUCAUAGUUUUUCUCAAAUGAAUGUAGAUAAUCCAAAUGAAUUGGAACCACAAUUCACUUCCAUAAGGAAGCACAGAUCCACAUUAAUCUUUGAUGACGAAGAUGAAAUACCUCCUUAUGCAGAUCAUGCUGAGCACGGUUCGGGAAAUGUUUCAGAUUCAGAUUCAAUGUCUGACGGUUCUGUUUCCAUUUCCGAUUCAGGUUCUAAUAUAAACCUCAAUUCCUAUUCCGAUUCUAACGUAAGCUACAUCAAACAAUCGCAAUCGACUAGUGAUACUGACCAUAUGGAUCCUUCAGUCAUGAAAAACCAUACGAUGAAUAUACCGGGUGCCACAACAGAUACUCUUUCAUAUAAUAUGGAUCAGUCAAUUCAAAAAUCAGGUAGUAAUAGUAGUACCCCGUCUUAUAAUAAUGGAACGGUGGAUACGCAACAACAACAACAACAACAACAACAACAACAACAAUAUCACAACCAGAAUCAAUCUCCAUCAAAUACACAACUAAAAAAUAGUCAAGGUAAUAUUAUGGUUCCAGUAGAUAUCACAUGGCAACAAGGUGGUAACAAGGUAUAUGUGACCGGUUCAUUCACAGGUUGGAGGAAAAUGAUUGGCUUAAUCCCUGUUGCAGGACAUCCAAACCUUUUACAUGUGAAGUUACAAUUACCUCCAGGGACUCAUAGAUUUAGAUUUAUUGUUGAUAAUGAAUUAAGAUUUAGUGAUUAUUUACCUACUGCUACAGAUCAAAUGGGUAAUUUCGUUAAUUAUUUGGAAAUUAACGAGCCGAUACCAACAAUCACUCAACAGCAACAGCAACAGCAACAGCAACAACAACAAAUACAGCAGCAGCAACAAUAUCCACAACAACAGCCCCAGUAUGAACAUGUAGCUCGAGGGCAAGAUAUACAACAUUUACCACAGGGGCAAGGAAGGAAAAACUUUGAUCAAGAGGCAAAUGACAUUGCGAACAAAAAACCAUUAAGUGCACGUUCAAGAAUCGCCUUAGAAAUUGAAAGAGAACCAGAUGAUAUGGGGAAUGGAUUUACCAGAUUUCGUGAAGAAGCACCUUUAAAAGAAAAAAUAGAAUACACUCAAGAUAUACCCGCGGUCUUUACAGAUCCAACAGUUAUGGAACAGUACUAUAUAACGCUAGACCAACAGCAAAAUAACCAUCAAAAUAUGGUUUGGUUGACCCCUCCUCAAUUACCACCGCAAUUGGAAAAUGUCAUCUUGAAUAGUUAUUCGAACUCACAAAGUAGUAAUAAUGAAAAUACCUCUGGUGCAUUACCAAUACCUAAUCACGUCAUUUUGAAUCAUUUGGCAACAAGUAGUAUUAAACAUAACACAUUAUGUGUGGCUUCUAUUGUUAGAUACAAAAGGAAAUAUGUCACACAAAUAUUGUAUGCCCCCUUACAAUAA